UCCCUAAAUCAAUCGACAGUGCUUGGACCAUCGCCCGUGGUUCGACAACCCACGCGAGUACUUGGAGUGCAUAGUCUUGGGAAGCGUAACUUGGUCGCACAUACAGUAGCAAGAAGGGUCGGCCUGUUGUCUAUUUGCUUGUCAAGGCCUUGCUCAACGCCCAUUCACUGAUUGGAUUGCUUACACACAUCAUGGCGGAAACUACAAUCGUUCCUUUCACGGCUCUGCCGUCGUGUGCGACUUCAUGCGGCCCUCUGUUUGAUGCCAACGGUGCUUGCGUGCCACCAGCCGCAGCGACCGCCGACGUGGGCACCUAUGAUUCAUGCUUUUGCGCAUACGGCGCCCUUGCGCCCUUCAGCUCAACAACCGCAGGUGUCUGUGAUGCUGCGUGUACAGGCGACGGUUUAGCAUCUAUCCAAGGCUGGUUCACCAGUUUCUGUGCCGAUGGAGCCGCGACAGCAACCACUAGCUCGGCAUCGUCCAGCAGUGGCAGCUCCAGCGGCAACUCCAACAGUUCUGGAGGCGGUGACUGGCUAUCCACGCACUGGAGGUGGGUUAUAAUGAUCGUCAUCGUCGUUGUAGGAAUCGCCGGUAUCUGGAUUGGCGCAUGCAUCUGGCGCCGCAAGUACUUGAAGAAGAAGGAUCGUAUGUACGAACUCGGCAAGGGCUUACCGAGUACUGUUGCUGUCGAUGCUCAAGGAAAGCUCGUUGGCCCCGGAGCCCCCAAAGCAGGUGAUGAGCCUGGUCUUUUCAUGUCUGGUUCUGGUAGUGCUGUAAACGCCGAAAAACCAAACAAGGGGAGGAAGAAGUGGAACGUGACCGAGCGAACUUAAUCUCGCCCUGCCCUGCCAAUAUUUCCAAGCGAACAUCGACACGUUUGUUUUUUUGUUUGUUUUUACACGACAUACGCACCGAUCGAGACCAAGUGCGAUCGCCUCUUGUUUUUGUUUUCUUCCUUAUUGGCAUAUAGACAACCUACGAGUACAACAUCAGGGCGAGUUACGCAUCAACAUUACGGCGUUACGGGUUCGGGGGCAGCCUUUUAUUUUUAUUUUGUUAAUGCUGUAACAAUGGUUUACU
This is a messenger RNA of Truncatella angustata, 1080 nucleotides long. RefSeq lists its product as uncharacterized. NCBI's taxonomy places the organism in Eukaryota, Fungi, Ascomycota, Sordariomycetes, Amphisphaeriales, Sporocadaceae. The coding region runs from base 192 to 833 and encodes 213 amino acids. The transcript is spliced from 4 exons. The record is from RefSeq and is a predicted model, not a curated record.